UUGCACAUCAAACAUUCAUUUGGCUGUCAGCCGUAGAAGUGUAUUCACCUCAGCAAAUUUACAUUCCAUAAAACAGGAGACAUUUUUAGUUUAUUAAGUCUUUACUUGCCACAGGUUUAACUCCUCCAGCAGAAGCUACUGAACAAGUUCCUUACUCCAUCCAUAUGUUCACUUCAGCCAGCGUAAUGCCCUUUAGACAUGAGAGUGAUGACACAGUGAUUUAAAGUGUUGGAGCAGCAAAUCAUUUUGGGACAUGGAGCUGUGGAAUAUGACUGAUGUACCAGCCAAGCUAUUCUCACCUCUGUCAAACUGCACUGUGGACACCAGCUACCGCUUCACCUUCUACCAAGUGUCCUACAGCGUCAUCUUCCUGCUGGGGUUGGCCACCAACAGCCUGGCUCUGCGCAGACUGUGUCUAUCUCCCUGCACCAUCAACAGCACAGCCAUCUACAUGGCCAGCCUGUCAGCUGCCGACUUGUGUUUUGUGAUCUCUCUGCCUCUGAGAAUCUACUACUACAACCAAAAGGCUCAAGCCCUGUUCUCCAACACAGGAGACCCGUCCAGUUGGACUCCUGGGGUGACGUACUGCCACCUCACUUUCACCCUCAAAUACAUCAGUCUGUACGGGGGAAUCUUCUUCCUGGUGUGCAUCGCUGUGGACCGUUACUUUGCUGUAGUUCACCCGCUGGCAUCAGCGCUCCGCAGGCUACGUGUUGCGCAGCUGGUAAGUGGGGGGAUCUGGUGCCUGGUGCUGGGGCUGAGUGUGACUCUACCUCUGUUGUGCUCUGCAGCCACUCGCCAAGACCAACCCUGUCUGUUGGACCCGUCCUCCCAACGCCACCGAACCAUCAUACUGGUGGCCCUGGGAUUAGUUCUGGGGUCAUUUCUGCUGCCCACUAUGCUACUUCUCUACAGCUACUGCAGAGUGUUGAGUGUGCUUCGCCACCCGAGACACCGCUCUCGCAGCCAGCACCACAACCGCCAGCACACUCUCACGAUCAUUUACUGGGUGCUGGGUGUCUUCCUGUUGUGCUUCCUCCCCUAUCACAUCAACCUGCUGGGAUACACCCUCACACAUGUGGGGCUGCUGCCCCACUGUGGCCUGGCCAAGGUAACCAAGGCUGUACACCCUGUGGUGCUCUCUCUAGCCAGCUCCAACUGCUGCCUCAACCCACUCAUCUACUAUUUUUCCAGCAGCCUGGUGCACAGGGAGGCACCUGGGGGUGGAGGCAGUGGCAGCCAUGACACAGCAAAAAGACCUGUUUUUAAGAGCACUGCUGGAUUUCGUCUAUUCACAUAUAGUAUUUAGUUACCUCUUGUGUGUGCACUACUUCGUAGGUGAUACUGUAGAUAACUCUGUAUGUGUUACAUAUAUAUUGUCAGUUUGUAAGACAGUGAAAUGCCAUGAGAUUUUUCAUGUGCAGU
Molecule: messenger RNA, 1425 nt
Organism: Toxotes jaculatrix (banded archerfish)
Lineage: Eukaryota; Metazoa; Chordata; Actinopteri; Toxotidae
Product: lysophosphatidic acid receptor 6-like
Exons: 1
Coding region: 254-1309 (351 amino acids)
Biological process (GO): behavioral response to pain; G protein-coupled receptor signaling pathway
Cellular component (GO): membrane
Molecular function (GO): G protein-coupled receptor activity
Source: RefSeq, a predicted model, not a curated record